AUGGCUCCCGCCCGGCCGCGCCCAUACCGGCGCAUUCUGACAUCUGCGCUACAUCGGCGGUUCGUCCAUGCUUCGGCACUUGCGCUGCUCGUCUGUUACAUUGUGUCAUUCUUGAUCGGCCAAAAAGCGUCCUUACUAUGGGCAUGGUUUCCAAUUGGCGCAUGUGGAAUCCGCACAAUUCUACUGUUCCUGUCCAGUCUCGUUGUCUUCGUCUUGCGUGUUGGUCAGAUGCACAUUGGCUCGCGAACGACUAGCUCUCCCAUCAGCACCUUCAAAUACCUUGUCCCGCUCAACAUCUUGCAGACAUUUGGAUGGUAUCUGUUUUCUGCAUGGUGGUUCAGUGAGAUUUACAAAUGGUCCGUGCCGACAGACGUCCAUAUGGAAUGGGUAAAGCGAGCUCGGCCACACGAACGAGCAAGCCUAAACGAACGCCCCAUCUACCUUUAUACUUGUCAUUUUCUCCUGGCAGUUGUGCAAUCGGUUGCGCACCUCUACUACGACUAUGACCAGGUUCCCAUCCCGGUUGCGAAGCGGGCUGCAGGCGCUACGGACAAGAGAACCCAUCCCCUGGACUCGGUGUCGAAGCGGAUCCAGGCCGCUCUCCCUCGGCUAAUCCUGGAUGGGUUUGCCCGGAGUACCAUAGUCGCCGGAACCUUCCCUGUGGUGUACACCGUUCUCUUCCGACGUCCCGCCUGGAGCUUUACCAUGUACUGGGCGAGACUGUUCUGGGAUUUCCCCCGGUCUGCCGCAGACCCGCCAGGAUUCCUCCCAGGGAUCGGUCUAGGACUGGUGCCUCGCACUAUCUUCUCCGGAGGACUACUGGUCCUGUGCUGGCAAACAGCCAACCUUUUCUUUUCCGUGUUCAUCAGCAAGGAACCUCUCAAGCGAGGACAACCCUUGACAUCAGAAGCCAAGGACCCCAACGGAAGUCUGCUGACCGGACUGAAAGCAAAGAAAGAGACCGUCAAAGCCUUUGCGUUCUGGGAGCUGUGCUUCAUCAGCCAGCAGUUCCCUGACCGGCGCAAGGCGAUCUUCAACGACAUCGACCGCGAAGGUGGUGCCGCCUGGACGCAGAUCCUCGAGGCAGCAACAGAAGUGAUCAAAGGCAUGACCACCCGGAUCGACGAAAAACAAAACCCUCCUGCAAGCGCCGCCAAAUCCCCCGAAACCGAAAAACCCCAGCCUGUCCUCCACACCCUGCCACGGCUCACCGACCCUCCCAAAGAAGGCAACUUCUUUGCCCCUUCCCCCAAGGCCUCGUCGCGCCAGGAGCGCAUCGGAGAGGCGUUCAGCACCACCGCCCGGUCCUACGGCCAGUCCGCCGACUGGACGCCGACCGCCCGCGCCCGCGCCAGGGACGUCUUCGACCGCGCGUCGUCGGCGAUGCUCAGCCCCGAGCGCAAACAGAAGCUCCUCGCGUCCCUCGCAGGAGCUCAAGCUGCUCGCAGCCCCGCCUUGCGCUCCCCCAUCGGCCGCCUCUUCCGCCAGACGUACGCGCGCCGCCUGUCCGGCAUCGUCCUCGGCGCGCCGCACGCAAGCCUGUGCUCGAUCGUCGACGCUAUUGAGUCGCUCACCCAGCUCCUCGUGGCUAGUCUCCAGGAAGACCAGUACGGCAAGGUGCAGGCCGACGUCCCCGGCGUCGUGCGCCUCUUCACCGAAACGGUCAUGACGCUCGAGGCCUUCGUCCACGGCGGUCUGGACGCCCACUGGACGGACGUGACGUUCCCGCCGUCCAGCGACCCCCAGGCGCAGGCCGCGGCGCGCCGCGUUCCGGACGUCGAGCUCGUCCUGGACACACUCAAGACCUCGCUGGCGGACCUCCUCGCCGCGUUCAGCCUCUAUCUCAAAGAUAUUGGGCUCGUGGGCAAAGACCUCCGGCUCGCUAGGGAGGCCGCUGGACUCGUGGAUGAAAAUUGA
Messenger RNA from Aspergillus terreus NIH2624, 1917 nucleotides. RefSeq names its product nucleoporin NDC1. Gene Ontology annotation, molecular function: spindle pole body-nuclear membrane anchor activity. The transcript has 4 exons. Bases 1 to 1917 code for a protein of 638 amino acids. The record is from RefSeq and is a predicted model, not a curated record. Gene Ontology annotation, biological process: spindle pole body localization; nuclear pore organization. Lineage: Eukaryota; Fungi; Ascomycota; Eurotiomycetes; Eurotiales; Aspergillaceae. Gene Ontology annotation, cellular component: spindle pole body; nuclear pore transmembrane ring.